Ochotona curzoniae (black-lipped pika) is the source of this 4273-nucleotide messenger RNA. RefSeq names its product Rap guanine nucleotide exchange factor 4 (gene RAPGEF4). NCBI's taxonomy places the organism in Eukaryota, Metazoa, Chordata, Mammalia, Lagomorpha, Ochotonidae. The coding region runs from base 127 to 3162 and encodes 1011 amino acids. The record is from RefSeq and is a predicted model, not a curated record. Gene Ontology annotation, biological process: Ras protein signal transduction; positive regulation of GTPase activity. Gene Ontology annotation, molecular function: guanyl-nucleotide exchange factor activity. The transcript is spliced from 31 exons. Gene Ontology annotation, cellular component: plasma membrane.
GGGAGGGCGGGCCCGUCAGCUGCGCGUUGGUCGCCAGGAGGGCGGGAGGAGGUGUAGGCAGAGGUAGAGUGAGCCCGGGAGGUCGCCGCCGCAGCUGGGGGACACGGCGCGCUGCUGCUGCCCAACAUGGUCGCUGCGCACGCUGCCCAUUCUUCCUCCUCGGCCGAGUGGAUCGCCUGCCUGGACAAGAGACCAUUGGAACGAUCCAGCGAAGAUGUGGACAUAAUCUUCACACGGCUAAAAGAAGUUAAAGCUUUUGAGAAAUUCCAUCCAAACCUCCUUCAUCAGAUUUGUCUUUGUGGUUACUAUGAGAACCUGGAAAAAGGAAUAACAUUGUUUCGCCAGGGUGAUAUUGGAACAAAUUGGUAUGCUGUCUUGACAGGGUCUUUGGAUGUCAAAGUGUCUGAGACCAGCAGUCACCAGGACGCUGUGACCAUCUGUACCCUGGGGAUCGGGACAGCUUUCGGUGAGUCCAUUCUGGACAACACGCCUCGCCAUGCGACCAUUGUUACCCGGGAGAGCAGCGAGCUGCUCCGCAUUGAGCAGAAGGAUUUCAAGGCACUAUGGGAGAAAUACCGACAAUACAUGGCAGGACUGCUGGCUCCUCCUUAUGGUGUUAUGGAAACGGGCUCCAACAAUGACAGAAUCCCUGACAAGGAGAACACACCUCUCAUUGAACCUCACGUUCCUCUCCGUCCUGCUAACACCAUUACCAAGGUCCCUUCUGAGAAGAUCCUCAGGGCUGGAAAGAUUUUGCGAAAUGCCAUUCUCUCUCGGGCACCUCACAUGAUAAGAGACAGAAAAUACCACCUCAAGACAUACAGACAAUGCUGUGUGGGAACCGAGCUGGUAGACUGGAUGAUACAGCAGACUCCGUGUGUUCACUCCCGGACCCAAGCUGUUGGCAUGUGGCAAGUCCUGCUGGAAGAUGGCGUUCUCAACCACGUGGACCAGGAGCACCAUUUCCAAGACAAAUAUUUAUUUUAUCGAUUCCUGGAUGACGAGCACGACGAUGCCCCUUUGCCCACUGAGGAAGAGAAGAAGGAGUGUGAUGAGGAGCUCCAGGACACCAUGCUGCUGUUAUCGCAGAUGGGUCCCGACGCCCACAUGCGGAUGAUCCUGCGCAAACCACCCGGCCAGAGAACUGUAGAUGACCUGGAGAUUAUCUAUGAAGAACUCCUUCAUAUUAAAGCCUUAUCCCACCUCUCCACCACAGUGAAACGGGAGCUAGCAGGUGUGCUCAUCUUUGAGUCUCACGCCAAAGGAGGGACUGUGUUGUUUAACCAGGGGGAAGAAGGAACAUCCUGGUACAUUAUUCUCAAAGGAUCUGUGAAUGUAGUCAUUUAUGGCAAGGGAGUGGUGUGCACUCUGCAUGAAGGAGAUGACUUUGGCAAACUAGCACUGGUGAACGAUGCUCCACGAGCUGCCUCCAUUGUCUUGCGAGAAGACAACUGCCAUUUUCUAAGAGUGGACAAGGAGGAUUUCAACCGGAUCCUGAGGGACGUGGAGGCAAACACAGUCAGACUGAAAGAACAUGACCAAGAUGUCUUGGUGCUGGAGAAGGUCCCAGCGGGGAACAGAGCUUCCAAUCAAGGAAACUCACAGCCUCAGCAGAAGUAUACUGUGAUGUCAGGAACACCUGAAAAAAUUUUAGAACAUUUUCUAGAAACAAUACGCCUCGAGCCAGCUUUAAAUGAAGCAACAGAUUCUAUCUUAAAUGACUUUGUUCUGAUGCACUGUGUUUUUAUGCCAAAUACCCAGCUUUGCCCUGCCCUUGUCGCCCACUACCAUGCACAGCCUUCUCAAGGUACUGAACAGGAGAAAAUGGAUUAUGCCCUCAACAACAAGAGGAGAGUCAUACGCCUGGUUCUUCAGUGGGCUGCCACGUAUGGAGACCUUCUCCAGGAGGAUGAUGUGGCCGUGGCUUUCCUGGAGGAGUUUUAUGUGUCUGUGUCUGAUGAUGCCCGAGUGAUUGCCACCCUAAAGGAGCAACUUCCAGAAUUGGAGAAGAUCAUCAAGCAAAUCUCAGAAGAUGCCAAAGCUCCACAAAAGAAACACAAGGUUCUUCUGCAACAGUUCAACACAAGCGAUGAGCGAAGCCAGAAGCGCCAGCCCAUCCGCGGCUCAGAUGAGGUUUUGUUUAAGGUCUAUUGCAUGGACCACACCUAUACCACCAUCCGGGUGCCGGUGGCUGCCUCGGUGAAGGAAGUCAUCAGUGCAGUUGCUGACAAGCUGGGUUCUGGGGAAGGCCUGAUUAUCGUCAAGAUGAGCUCCGGGGGAGAAAAGGUGGUGCUCAAGCCUAAUGACAUUUCCGUGUUUACGACGCUCACCAUUAACGGCCGCCUGUUUGCCUGCCCGCGCGAGCAGUUCGACUCCCUGACUCCUCUGGCAGAACAGGAGGGGCCGACCGUCGGCACAGUGGCAACUUUUGAACUGAUGAGCUCCAAAGACCUGGCAUACCAGAUGACGAUUUAUGACUGGGAGCUCUUCAACUGUGUGCAUGAGCUGGAGCUAAUCUAUCACACAUUUGGAAGGCACCAUUUUAAAAAGACCACAGCCAACUUGGACCUGUUCCUGAGAAGAUUUAAUGAAAUCCAGUUCUGGGUUGUCACUGAGAUUUGCUUGUGCUCCCAGCUCAGCAAGCGUGUUCAACUCUUAAAAAAAUUUAUCAAGAUCGCAGCCCACUGUAAGGAAUACAAGAAUCUGAAUUCCUUUUUUGCAAUCGUCAUGGGACUCAGUAACGUGGCCGUGAGCCGUUUGGCGCUAACGUGGGAGAAACUGCCAAGCAAGUUCAAGAAGUUCUAUGCCGAGUUUGAAAGUUUAAUGGACCCUUCAAGAAACCACAGGGCCUACAGGCUGACGGUGGCCAAGCUGGAGGCGCCUCUCAUCCCCUUCAUGCCUCUGCUCAUUAAAGAUAUGACAUUUACUCACGAGGGGAACAAGACGUUCACUGACAACCUAGUAAACUUUGAAAAAAUGCGUAUGAUUGCAAACACUGCCAGGACCGUGAGGUACUACAGGAGCCAACCAUUCAAUCCCGAUGCAGCCCAAGCUAAUAAGAACCAUCAGGAUGUCCGGAGCUAUGUGCGACAAUUAAAUGUGAUUGACAACCAGAGAACUUUAUCGCAGAUGUCACACAGAUUAGAGCCUCGCAGACCAUAGACAUCUCACAAGCCUAGCGCAACGAUCCACCUCCGGUCCACGAUCUUUCCAAAAUGACCGUGAUUGCCACUGAGAGUGCUACUGAGUGAGUGAAAAUGUGUCCUGAUGUGUCUCGAGACUGUAUUCUGCUUAGCACCUGUGGGACGAGAGAAGGGAUCUGACUUUUCUGAAGCUCACACUCUGGUCUAGGAACCCUCCCCUGUGCAGUCGCCCUCGUUCGUUUCCAGUUGUGCCAUCAUCUUUGCUGAAAGAGGAAGGUGCCCGUGGAAGAAGGUGUGUAGGAGCAACAUUGUCAAGAGAGCCAUCAGCUCCUGGCAUUCUUCCUGAGAAUCUUUACACGGAUGGAUUUGGAUACAUCGCUGGAGGUACCAUCUGUAGUUUUGACCUCAAUGUUUUGGUUUGAAAUAUGGGAUUUGGAGAAGGUGUGGAGAACUCUGUAAGAAAACCAAACUGUAGGUUACAUUGUUCCAGCUUCACAGUCUGCUUCUCUCUGAAGGAAUAGAGCCCGGCCACAUUACUAUAAAACACUACGGUUAUUUAUGUAAUGUAGGGAGGACUGCUCUGUAAUUCCUCAAUGAUAUGUAGAAAAGUAUUUGUGUUUACAAGGUUACUUUGUAAAAUUUACAAGUCAGAAUUCUAUAUGUAAGAAUUUCACAAAGAAAUGCCAAGGUUCUUCAAAUUGCCAGCAUGAAGGAAGAAAAUAACAUUUCAGAAGAGCACAAUAUGCACAAAACCUUUUUCAAAGUUGAAAUAUUUUCCAGGCAUUAAAAAACCUUUCAGCUACAAAUUUCCUGCUACUGAAGAAAAAUGAAAAAAAAAAUAUUUUCUGGACCUAAAUGUUAUAAAUAUCUUAAUUUUCAACAAUUGUUUUGCACUUUCAAAUAGAUUGUAAAUACUUCAUUCAAUCAACAGUAUAGAGUUAUUUAUUUGCUACCUAAUAGAAAUUGUGCCAAAUAAUUACUUUUUAUUUAUUUUACUCAUUUUAUAAUUUUGGAGUACAUUUUUUUUCCUGUUUUCACAAAUAGAACUACAUUUAAUGUGUAGGAAUUGUAUGUAUGUAUAUCUUCUGUAAAUAACAUCUGGUAUCUUCAUUAAAUAUAAUUAUUGACAA